GGGGGGGGGCAGGGCAGGAGGCGGUGGUCGGCCCGCCCCACGACCCUAUUAAAGAGUCCCGGGCGAGGACUGGGUACGGUGAGCCUGACGGCGAGGAAAGUGGUGUGCCGAACUCCCGGAGCGCCGCGCAGGGUGCAGAGCCCAGGACUGCCCUUUCCGGGCCGGGGAGGGCGCUCCGAGCCGCCCCCCUUGCCCCACGCCCCGUGUGCCCCUCGGCCGCUCCCCUGCUCAGCCCUGCGGGCCUUGGGAGGUCUGGCCAUGCGACCAGGCUAGUGCGCCAGGGGCGCAGCGCCGAGCCGCUGCCCUGCCGCCCGCUCCCGCCGCCGGCAUGCUGCGCCCGCUGCUGCUCGCGGCGCUCUGCUUGGCCGGCCGGCUCGAACCCAGCCGCGGCUGCCAGCUGCCGUCGGAGUGGAGACCCCUGAGCGAGAGCUGUCGCGCCGAGCUGGCCGAGAUCAUCGUGUACGCCAAAGUGCUGGCGCUGCACCAGGAGGUGCACGGCCUCUACAACUACCUGCCCUGGCAAUAUGAGGCUGGCGAGGCGGGGCUCUUCUACUCCGCGGAGAUCGAGAUGCUGUGCGACCAGGCGUGGGGUAGCAUGCUCGAGGUCCCCGCCGGCUCUAGGCUCAACCUCACUGGCCUGGGCUACUUCUCCUGUCACUCCCACACCGUGGUCCAGGACUACUCCUAUUUCUUCUUUCUCAGGAUGGAUGACAAUUAUAACCUCUUGCCUCAUGGAGUCAACUUCCAAGAUGCCAUCUUUCCAGAUACUCAAGAGAACAGAAGGAUGUUUUCCAGCCUUUUCCAGUUUUCAAACUGUUCCCAAGGGCAGCAGCUGGCCACUUUCUCCAGCGACUGGGAGAUCCAGGAGGACAAUAGGCUCAUGUGUUCAUCGGUGCAGAAGGCCCUGUUUGAGGAGGAGGACCAUGUCAAGAAACUGCAGCAGAAGGUGGCCACCCUGGAGAAGCGGAACAGGCAGCUCCGGGACCGGGUGAAGAAGGUGAAGAGGUCACUACGGCAGGCGCGGAAGAACAGCCGCCACCUGGAACUGGUCAACCAGAAGCUCAGUGAGAAGCUGGCAGCCACCGCGGGAGCCAUCCCGCACAUCAACGCCCUGGGGCGGGAGCCCGCACGCGGCACCUACCUGCGGGGAUAGCGGGGACCCCGAGGUGCCACAGCCAGCACCGCUGGGGCGCCUUGCCUCUCGCCAGGGUGUGGAAAAUGAUGGUGGUGUUGGACGUGCAUGUAUUUCAGACCUUGUAGAAGAUGUUUUUUACUCUGAGUUGGGUAGUGUCUAGUUGGCUAAAGGGCAAGUCCCAUUGCUCCUACCUGGCCCAGCCCCACAUACGGUGCUUUGAAGUCCAGAGGCAGCAGGAUCAAGCAAGCUGUGUGCUUGCCUGGGGCCUGUCCUGCAAAGUGCAAAUACUGGGGAAAGGACACUUUAGACUCUCUAGAUGCAUGAGACUACAAGGAGGUUGGCCUUUAUUUCAGAAGAGGCGGCAGUGCAGCCUCAACUCUGAGCUCCAGAACAAAUAGUUUUAAGGAGUGACCCGAAUCCAGUCACGGAACUGCCCCGUGUCUCAUUUUCCAGAUCUUUGGAAGGAGGACAGUGGCCUUGCAAAGCUCCCAAGGAUGCCUGUAAGUAGCAGGUGCAGGGUGUCCCUACUCCAGCCAGCAUUUUCUCCCAGCUGAGGCAUGUGAAGACUUAAUGAACUCGGCACAGGUAAGGGAACUGAGUUGGGCAGCAGGCCAUUAAAAAGAUACAUUAUACCUGGUUUCCAAUACCAGCUGCCCAGAGCUGAAGGUGACAGCUAGGGGUCACUUUAAUCAAGAGGGACAUGACCUCAUGGGCCUGCUAUGUUUUAUCACUUCAUGUUCCUAAGGGAAAACCCUGAGUAGCAUCGCAGCCCCUUCUAAAUUUUUAUUGUUCACUCAGUAAUUUCUUCCCAGUUUUCCAAAUUGAAGGUGAGCUUCCCUAAUACUCUGGACUUCUGUAAAAACACCUCCUUACCUAGGGGGAUCAGGUGACCUUACCUCAUUCCCAGGCAGGCCUUGUUCCAGGUGUUCCCACCUCCUGCUGCUGUAUGCAGAUGCUUUCCACCAACCGGGACGGACCUUGCCUGGAGUAACAUUUGUACAUCAGUCCACCUGUCUCAACUGCACCCGUUCCCCUUGGGAAAGAAGCCGUUAAAGACAGCCCUGCAAGAAAAGAGCAGAGUGUUCACUAUACCUGACACUGGAGCUCUUGACCUAGGCUCAUGUGAUCAGGCCCCAGCUGUGUUAUUAAGAAGUCAUUUGAGUGUCCUGUCGGUGAUCUUCUAUUGAUGGUAGGAGAUAAUGACCUUUCCCUUCCCUGCUUGUCCAGAUAGAAGCUUCUGGCCCUUCACUGGGAGGUCUGCUACCCACAGACCACCCAAGACACCACAGGGCCCGAAUGUUCUGUCUUCUCCAUUAGAAGUGGCAGUUCCUGUCAGGUGUCCAUCUCACUGGCAGCCAGUCUGAGGACUGGACCUCGUGUCACUUGAGUCUCAAUGGCAGGGGCAGACUCUGUCUUGGACUGAGUGGCACUGGAACUUUUGGCUUGAGGACUCUUCAUUUCCAAGCUUCUACCUGCACUUUGUUAGCUCAUGCUUCAGUGGGGCACAGUGGAGGGGUGUCUUCUGGGUUACUCUUCCUGGAGACAUUCCCUCAGAGAGGUUGUGCUUUCGGUGAAGGGGAUGACAAGCCCAAGGGUGACUUACAGUCACUGUGGGAAGAAUGUGGGAGCUGGGUCUCUACAGCUGCACUAUGUCUCCCUUUUCAAUAAAUAUGAGUGAUAUUUCAGCCACAACAAUAAAGUGACCCUGUCUCUGUGUGUCCAACACCUGCAGAGAAGCAGUGCUGUCCUGGCCUGCCCCACAUGAGGGACAGCAGCUUCAGUAAUCAGUGUCAUCAAACACACCCUCAGAUCAGUUGUCAAAGGGAACUAACUCCCUGGGUCCCUGUUAUCUGCUGCAUUGCCAUCUUAACCACAGUCCUUGACACUUGUUUAUUGUACUGGCAGGAACUUUUUUAUGCAAGAAUAUUCCAGCUAUAAACACUCACCAGAACUUGAUAUAUGUCAGCCGAACUCUCCUAGCCCUAUCUCUGAGGUGCAGGCCAUGGUUCAGUCCACUUUGUGGUUCCAGGAGGCCAAAGUCAUACAAUAAACAAGAGGCAGAUAGAAUCUAGAAUCUUUUUGAAUAGAGUCCCCAAGAGUCACAAGCUGGUAGCAUGUGGGCCACACCUAGUGUGGGGAAGAGGUUUCUUGGGCCUCACCAUGGUGUGUGAAUGUGAACACCUUCCGUGGCUUCAGUUCAGGCCACUGUCUCUAUUGCUGUAGCUCCUGUUUUUAUGGUGUAGCACUAGGCUGCAUCACGCUAUGGCGCCUGCCUGGAAACAGAAGUUAACAGGGAUUCUUGCGGGGCCCCGCCCUCCUUUGGGGAGAGAGAACACGAACUCAGAUCACGAUGACCGAACCAACCACUGGCCUGGCAUCAGUCCACUUUCCACGCUGCUUUAAAAACAAUCGAGCACCCAGCUUGUGUGAGGCUCUUUCACACACAUCACAAUUCUAUAAAAUAGUGCCCCCAAUCCCCAUUCUCCAAAAGGAAUCUGGGGCUUCAAGGGAUUAAGUAAAUCAUCCAAUGCACGCAACUGGUGCAGGUGGCUAGUCAAGGUUCAACACCAGCUUCAUUUCUCUCUUCAUACUUGCUCAUCUGUGAAGUGGGGAUAAUAAUCACACCCGCCUCAAAGACUGUUAAGAAUACUGAAAUUAUUCAGUAUUCUUAGCAGGAUGCCUGACACUCCACAAGCACUCAAUAGAUGUUACUUACAAUAAUUUUUAUCAUAAUGCUCACCAGAAAGGUCCAACGUGUGUGAGAAAUAAAAAUACUUGGUGGGACUCUAAUUUUCUUAUUAAUCUUUACCAUAAACUUCAGCCUCUUUUCGAAUUGCUUCUCUAUUUCUGAGCCACCCCCUUCUCUUUCACAAUCAGUAGAUAUCUGCUCCUCCACUAUAUUUACUGAGAAAAUACAGUCCAUGAGAAAUGUGUUUCCUCAACUUCCUAGCAUGUCACUCACACUUCUCUCCUUUCUCCCACCUCAAAGGAAGGCUCUCACUACUUCACAUCCAGGGUCAACCCCUAUGUUGCCUCGAGUUCAUAUUGCUUCUCUCCACACCAGGCUCCAUCAGAGUUCCCUCUUCUAUCAUAAGUUUUUUUUCUCACUGGGGACUCCUGCCAUUACCCACCCAGCCAAGCUCAGAUCUGUUCAUC
Messenger RNA from Phyllostomus discolor (pale spear-nosed bat), 4291 nucleotides. It is a transcript of the gene CCDC3, whose product is annotated as coiled-coil domain containing 3. Gene Ontology annotation, cellular component: extracellular region. The transcript has 3 exons. The record is from RefSeq and is a predicted model, not a curated record. The coding region runs from base 329 to 1153 and encodes 274 amino acids. Gene Ontology annotation, biological process: negative regulation of gene expression. Lineage: Eukaryota; Metazoa; Chordata; Mammalia; Chiroptera; Phyllostomidae.